This is a messenger RNA of Alosa sapidissima (American shad), 4025 nucleotides long. RefSeq names its product testis expressed 2, like (gene tex2l). The coding region runs from base 412 to 3528 and encodes 1038 amino acids. Gene Ontology annotation, molecular function: lipid binding. Gene Ontology annotation, cellular component: endoplasmic reticulum. The record is from RefSeq and is a predicted model, not a curated record. The transcript has 13 exons. NCBI's taxonomy places the organism in Eukaryota, Metazoa, Chordata, Actinopteri, Clupeiformes, Clupeidae.
UUAGCUUUCUGAACUCAGAAUAUAAGGAUGUAGCAAAAUGUCACCCAGACUCUACACGAACAAAUGUUUUGGUUGACAGAAAACCACAAUAGAUGCUGCCGGGAUACUGUACAUCCCAUUCGUUUUUUUCUCACCGUUUUUGACAGUAGUCUCGCAGAAACUUUCUGGACCGGGGGAAAAAUCAAACCAUCGCACCGUUUUUUUUCACAUGAUUCCCGAGAAGUCGUGUCAGUCCCUGCUCCCUGCUGAAUAUUACUUGGUCUGUCUACAUCCCAGACAUCACAGGUCAGCUGCCGCCGUGUUUGGACAGCUGUUGUUCAUAUCCACUUUUGGCACCAACAAGCUCCACAUGUGAUGGCAGCCUGAGCAUGUUUAGAGUCUAGAGUGCCUUCUGCUAUGUGAAGAUAAGAUAUGGCGGAGACCGUAGAAAAUGACAGAGGACUCAAAAAUCCACUGGGGCACCAGAUUCCAAGGCUUUGCCCACCUCCUCCUCCACCUCCUCCUCCUCCUCCUCCUCCUCCAGGGGCUCAGGGUGCGGCCAAAAGGGGGAUUGUGAUCCAGCUGACCGGCACUGAGGGCGAGUGGGACAGCCUGGAUGACAACGAGCUGAUCUUUAGCCUGGAGCGAGACCAGGACGGAACCAGUGGCCCUCUGCCCAAGCAGCGGUCCUGUCCCGACGAGGACGACUGGGGACUGCGCUCGCCGGCGUUCCACGUGCCGCUCUCGCCCUCCUCACCGGGCUCCCUGGCGGACAUCUCCUCCUCCCUGCCCAGCUUCCUCUCACCUGGACAUGCCUCACCCACGCACAGGCCCCUGGCCAACCUGGUCAAGUCACUGUCCACCGAGCUUGAGCUCAAGGAGACCUCGUCGUCGACGUCGUCCCUCAAGCCGCGGCCCUUCCUCAGCCUGGUCAAGUCCAUCUCCACCGAGAUCUCCCGCAGCGAGCCGGAGGUCUCCCAGUCCCGGUCCGACUCGCGGCUCAACCUGCACCUGCUCCGGCAGCUGACCCAGUCCAAAGACUCCCGCACUGCGCCGCCCUCCCCGGUCAACCUCUCCCCCACUGGAGAGCCCAAAUCGGGCUUCUUCAAGACCGAGCUGGAGGACACCCGGAGAAAGCUCCAUGAGGCCAUGCAGGAACCACUCAGCAUGUUCAGCAAGAUCAUGGGCGAUGACAGCAGCUUGUCCGGCAGCCCCAAGCACCACCGGACGACCAGUUCCUUGGACUCCCCUAGCCAUAAAGGCUUCUACGCAGUCAUCGGCAGAUCCACCGGGGAUUUGACCGCAACGGACUCCCAGGCUAGGAGCUCCAAGCAGUCAGAGGGGGACUUCAACCUGCCUAUCUGCAACUGGCCUGUCAAGCACGCUAAGAGGAAGAGGUCCUGCUGCUCCCAUGGGCACCCUGGGCGACUGAAGGACCUCAGCCCCUCUCUGGAGCUUUGCCCCCAUGCUGGUGGGGUCAUGCAGGUCAUGGGGGUGCCAGGGAGCCACCAGACCACUACAGUGCCAGCCACAGGGCUCUGCUUCCUGGCUGCCCUGUUCUACUGCUACUUCAUCCUGCCGUUGACCACAUACAUGUCAGGUCUCUGCCUCGGCCUGAUCUUUGGCUUUAUGCUCGGACUUGUGCUCAUCCGCCUGGGCAUGACUAGACAGACCAUUCCACCUUACACACGCAGUGCAAACCAAAUCGACUACAGUCAUCCAACUGACCUCCAAGGUGAUCCACCCUGCUUAAAGGGCUGGAUGAACGAGAUGUACACCUACGACCCGGACUACUACCACCCGUCCCUCACACACUCCGUCUACGUGUCGCUGGAGGGCCAGGGCCUGAGGUUGGACUACCCCCGCCAGAGCAUCAAGCGUCGGGCCACCUUUGACGAGCAGCCCCAGGAGUCCACUUUUGUCCGCUCACGCAAGGUCCAGCUAGCUGGCAGCAAGGUGUUCCUGCUUCCGGCCGCUCUGGCACGCAAGCGGGUGUGGAAUCCAAAGUACCCCAUCUGCAUCACGCUGGCCGAGGGCGAGCAGCCUGUGACGGAGGAGCUGAGGGACGAGGCCCAGGCAGGAGGUGGAGGUGUGGGCGGAGGAGGGGGGGAACAACAGCAGCAUCAGCACCACAGACAGGACCGGCCUGUCACGCUCACAGCGGCAGCCAAACCCAGACCCGGCCGUCACGCGGUCAUGCUGUACCUAUUCGGCCGGACGGGACGCGAGAAGGAGGAGUGGUUCCAUCAGCUCCAGGCGGCGGCCUCCAGGGCUGACCAUCAGGACAGGCUGAGCAGAUGCGGCUCCAGAUCCGACGUGUCCGUGCCUCACAUGGAGAGCCCCGGCAGCCCAGUGCAGUCGAGCCACGUGUCCAGCCGGGGGAGCACCGAGGACCUGGCCUCCGUGCUGCUGGCCAGCAGGGUGCGCGGCAACAUCCUGCUGCAGGACUACACCUCCUACAUGGGCACGCUCCUCAGGUCCCAGGGACCCAGCCCUGCAGCCAGCCCCGGGCCCAGCAGCACCCAGGCCAGCCCCACAGAGAAGGACGCGUGCUGUCACAUGGAUAUCCCUCCUGCCUGGAUCAAUGCCCUGAUUGGCCGGAUCUUUUGGGACUUCCUGCGGGAAAAGUACUGGACUGACAUGGUCUCACGCAAGAUUCAGAAGAAGCUGAGUAAAAUAAGGUUGCCUUACUUCAUGAAUGAGCUGACUCUUACUGAGCUGGACAUGGGCUCCUGCAUGCCUCAGAUUAUCAACACGUACGAGCCCCGCUUCAACAGCCGAGGUUUAUGGCUGGAGCUGGACAUGGAAUACACAGGGACUCUGCAGAUGACCCUGGAGACCAAGAUCAACCUGUCCAAGCUGGGCAAGGACAGCCUGGAGCCCGACCGCGUGGUGGAGACAGCACGAGCAGGCAAGUCUAGGCUGUGUGUUCUGGCUGACAGUGACGAGGAGUCCUCCAGCGCUGGCUCAACUGAUGAGGAGGAGGCUCCGCUUCCCGAUCCACAGUGGAACCUGGGUGAGAAGGGGAGUCCGGCCAGCACGGACGGUGUGGCUGCCAGUGGCAGGACUGGCCGGAGGAUUUUGAGAUUUGUCGACAAAAUCGCUAAGUCUAAGUACUUCCAGAAGGCCACGGAAAAUGAGUACAUCAAAAAGAAGAUUGAGGAGGUGUCCAAUACGCCCCUGCUGCUCACCGUCGAGGUCCAGGAGCUGUCUGGGACGCUGGCCGUCAACAUCCCGCCUCCCCCCACCGACAGGAUUUGGUACAGCUUCUGUGACCCUCCUCGGCUGGACCUGAGGGUGCGUCCCAAACUGGGCGAACGCGAGGUGACUUUCUGCCACGUGACCGAGUGGAUCGAGAAGAAGCUGCAGGACGAGUUUCAGAAAGUGUUUGUGCUGCCAAACAUGGAUGACAUCUACCUGCCUCUCAUGCACUCUGGCAUGGACCACCCGGCCGGUCCCCAGGACCUCCCUGCUGUCUCGUCUCCACACAACUCCUCCAUGGAGUCCAUUGAGCGGAUUCCCCCGGAGCCCUCAAUGGAUUGGGAGUAGCGCCUCCCUAUGGACGCCCAUGGAAAUGCAGUGCUUGUCAGUGUUAACAUGUUGCAAGUGAAAUGCAACCUCACCCCAGCCAGACAUGUGGUAGCUGCCAGUGUACUGUGCCCAAAUGUGUUGUCUCUUUAGAGCCUGUUGCAGUGUGGCUCAUCGUGCCCUAGUUAAUGACCACUGUUUAAGCAGGAAAAGCAGUAGCUUACCGAAUAUCACACAAAGAAGCCCGUGGCUGUCUGACAAGUUUAUUCCUCUGUACACAAUACACAUCUGGGUUUUAAAAUGAGUGUGAAGAAGAGGAGAUUAGAAGCCACAGAAACCAUUGCUCUCAUUCAUGCUUUGUAUAUUGUGUUGCACAAAUUGUUAUGUGAAUAGACAGGAAUGUUUGUACUGUUGGGCUGUCGGUUUGAUGGGUUGGGAAGUGUUUCUGUAUAACAUGAUCAAAACAUGAUUGACAUGAUAAAUGAGAACUUGGUUGUUACUUUUAUGAUUAAAUUUUA